AUGGCAAAUAAGAACAACAUCAACCGCCCGUCCGCCUCGAAACCCAAAGCCCGUCCCAAAACAAAACCAUCCCACACCCUCCGUCGAAUCUCCAAAACAAACUCCACAGCAAACCACCAAUUAUCCUCCAAAAAAUCCAGAAAGUUAUUAAGGAAUAAAGCAUACACUGCUACUAGAAUUAUUGAGGAGGUUGGAAAGGAAGGAGGUGAUGUUCUGAUGAGAGCGUUGGCAGACGAAACAUUAUCCAGAAAGAAGGAAAAAAUGUUGAAGAAUUUGGCUGCGAACCAGGAAGUUAAGGAGCAGAAAGAGGCCGUGAUGGAUGUUGAUGUGGAUGAGGCUGUCGCUGAGGAUUUGUGA
Messenger RNA from Orbilia oligospora ATCC 24927, 357 nucleotides. RefSeq lists its product as uncharacterized. NCBI's taxonomy places the organism in Eukaryota, Fungi, Ascomycota, Orbiliomycetes, Orbiliales, Orbiliaceae. The record is from RefSeq and is a predicted model, not a curated record. The transcript is spliced from 2 exons. The coding region runs from base 1 to 357 and encodes 118 amino acids.